This is a messenger RNA of Paramecium pentaurelia, 465 nucleotides long. The record is from the annotation of a GenBank genome assembly. NCBI's taxonomy places the organism in Eukaryota, Ciliophora, Oligohymenophorea, Peniculida, Parameciidae.
AUGAGAACUCUAUAAAUAUGCAAUCCAAAUACAUCAAUACGAAAUCUUGAUAGCUUAAAAUAAAGUAAAACUUUUACAAAUUACACUACAAAUUCUGAAACUAUAGAAGAAUUUUAAAACAGGCAAAGAGAUUAUGAUAAAUUAUAGAAAUAUCCCUAUCAUACUAAAUAAACCCCUAAAACUCUUAAGAAAUACCAAUUUUCUAGUGCUGUUAAUGAAAUUAAAGAGCAGUUUUUUCAAACAAGGGCAGAUUAAAAAUAUGAUUUCCUUUUCAAAGAUCAUAGAGUAGAACAAUAAAAAAGAUCAAUUCAAACAAUAGCUGAUAUUUUUAGGAAGUAGAAAAAGGUUGUAUAGGAUAAAAAAGUUACAUCAGAACAAAAAAAGACUUAAUUCAACCUUUUAUUAAUCUUAAUGAUAAUUCUUCCAAUUUUAUGUAUAUUAACUGUUUUGGUUGAAUUAGAAUGA